CCCGCUUGUUUCAUCACUGAAGUCAUCUUGUGUGUGUGUGUGUGGCCCCCCUUCUCGGUGACAAUUCGCAGUUUUUGGCGUUUGUGGUUGCCGCUUUUGUCCCUUCCCCGCACCGGCUGAUAGAUCCCAUCUCGCGAGAUCCGGUUUUUCGCCCCGAACCACAGAUUACGGUCUAGCUGGUCCCAGCUACAAUUUAGAUCUAGGGAAGAAGAUCUGGGUCGGUCGAGUAAAACCCAAAAGUUCCUGGCCUCGCUCGCUCGCUCGUCGAGAGGUCUGCCAGAACUGUCUGAACAGAUAAGCUUGCGGUCUCUCAACAUCAGCAUUCUACAUAGCAGCACACUCUCGCCGACUACAGAAUUAAGCCCGGCAUCAUGCUUUUCAGUCUCGGCCGAGGCAAGAGCCUCCAGUUCGGCGUCACGACAUGUUGUCUAAUCGCAUUUGUGCUCUUUGGCUACGAUCAGGGCGUAUUUGGCGGCAUUCUCCAGAUGGAAGACUGGCUAGACCAGUUCAACCACCCAUCCGACUCAGAAACCGGCAUCAUCGUGUCGUGUUACAACCUCGGAUGUCUUUUCGGCUGCGUUCUCAACUUCAUUUUCGGUGAGCAACUUGGUCGUCGAAAGACGAUCUGGGUCGCCAUGGGGCUUGUCAUUAUCGGUGCCACGCUGCAGGCGACGGCAUACACUGUCCCUCAUUUGGUCGUUGGUCGCCUCGUGACUGGCUUCGGCACCGGUAUGAAAACCUCGACAGUCCCAAUGUAUCAGUCAGAACUUUGCGAUAAAAAGUACCGAGGCCGGCUCGUGUCCGCCGAGACACUCUUUGUGGGAGUUGGAAUCGUUUUCGCGUACUGGUUUGACUUUGGCAUGUCCUACGUUGGCGGCCCGGUCGCGUGGCGACUGCCACUCGCAUUUCAAAUCGUCUUCGCCCUCGUCGUCGUCGUCCUGGUCUUCGCUCUCCCCGAAUCUCCCCGAUGGCUGUUCAAGCAUGGCCGUGAGCAGGAAGCAGUCCAGGUCCUCUGCGACGUGUUCGACAAAGACCCCACGGACGAGUACAUCCGAGCCGAGGUCCACGCCAUUCACAACGCCAUCGAGAUCGAGGUCGCCGAGAAGAAGUCGGCCUCUUGGGUCAGCAUCUUCAAGAACGACCGCCUUCGGACCGGCCAUCGUGUUCUCUUAGCAUGGGGCGCUCAGUUCAUGAACCAGAUUGGGGGGAUCAACCUGGUCGUCUACUACAUUCCCUCGGUUCUGGUGCAGAAUGUGGGCAUGACGGCGCACAUGGCCCAGAUCAUCGGAGGAUGCGUGCAGAUGAUGUUCAUGUUCGGCUCCAUCUUGCCUGCACUCGCGCUGGACCGCAUGGGUCGACGCAAGACGAUGAUGUGGGGAAGUGCCGGACUCGGCGUAUGCAUGCUCAUGAUUUCGAUCCUGUUGUCUCGAGUCGGGCUAGCCAACGGCCAAGCGUGCGCUUCAGCGUCGGUGGCAUUCUUUUUCCUCUAUAACCUGAUUUUUGGCAUGGGCAUGAAUUGCGUUCCCUGGGUCGUGGUCCCGGAAAUCCUCCCGCUCCACGCCCGAACACGCGGCACCGCCGUCGGCAUCAGCUCCAAUUGGUUAUGGAACUUCUUCGUCGUAAUGAUCACCCCGGUCAUCAUCAACCGCCUGCAGUGGAAGGCUUACCUGAUCUUUGUGGUCACCAACUUCGUUUUCGUUCCCGUCAUCUACUUCUUCUACCCUGAGACCAGCAACUUCGGGCUGGAGGAGAUUGACGAGUUCUUCACGUCGGGCGGCAACCCGGUCAAGGUUGCAAAGGAAAUGUCCAAGGCCAUGAAGGCCGGAGUUGAUAGAUCCGGAAGUGAUGCGGAAAAAGUACCGAGCUCCUUGGAAAAGGCCGAAGUGAUGGUGGAGCACAGGUAGAACCUAGAGGGAAU
Molecule: messenger RNA, 1918 nt
Organism: Colletotrichum destructivum
Lineage: Eukaryota; Fungi; Ascomycota; Sordariomycetes; Glomerellales; Glomerellaceae
Product: Putative major facilitator, sugar transporter, major facilitator superfamily
Exons: 5
Coding region: 372-1904 (510 amino acids)
Biological process (GO): carbohydrate transport; transmembrane transport
Cellular component (GO): membrane
Molecular function (GO): carbohydrate:proton symporter activity
Source: RefSeq, a predicted model, not a curated record